AUGCUUAGAGCUAGCAUGAGGAUUAUGGCAGAAUUGGAGCGUUGCCAAGAUAACCAGAUGGUCUGGUUUUUGGUUCCGACGAAAGUAUUAUGUAUUCAACAACUGACAUACAUUUCGCGUCACAUACCCGCAGUCAGCAUGAGAAUGCUGACAGGGGACGAUGGAGUGGAAUGUUGGAGCAAUCAAGAGAUUUGGGAUGCCGCUCUUCGGGGAUUGAAGGUGGUAUUUGCUACUCAUGCUGUCCUCGCCGAUGCGCUCACACACGGCUUUGUUAAAUUACAAGACUUGGCUUUGCUGGUCUUUGAUGAGGCUCAUCAUUGCGUGAAAUCGCAUCCAGGGAACCGUAUCAUGCGUGAUUUUUAUCACAGAGUUAAAGCCGAGAACAGCAGUGCAGCUGUUCCAAGCAUUCUUGGCUUGACAGCUUCCGUUGAUCCAAAGAAAGUCCGGGAACUUGAAAAGAAUUUGGAUGCAACUUGUCGGGCGCCCCUGGUUCAGCGCCAGGAGUUAGCGGAACAUGUUUCUGACCAGAAUCUAACCAGGAUUGUCUAUUCCCGAGACCGCAACGACGCAGCAGACUUACCUUUCCAUUUACAAAGAUUAGAAAAGAUUGUCAUGGAACUGCGUGAAGACAGCAAAACCAUGGGCCAUCCCUCCCGGACGAGUAUCUCUGACGGUACUGGCGGCAAUAUGCAAGCGCCCGGUAAUAUGUCCAAUAAAGUUGAGCGACUCUUAUUGUUUCUGAAGGCAAAAGCCUGUGCAAACCUCUCGGGAAUUAUUUUUGUUCGAGAGCGAGCGACUGCUUACGUUCUAUCAGCGUUGCUUAAUGAGCACCCACUGACCCACGGUCUGUUUCGAUGCGCGCCUUGUGUGAGCAGCUCUACUCACUCUGAACACUGGGCGAUAGAUAACUCUUUGAUCUUAAAGAAGAGCGAGGAAGUGGUCACUGACUUCCGCUGCGGCACAAAAAAUUUGAUCGUCGCCACCAAUGUGCUCGAAGAAGGCAUUGAUAUUCCAGCAUGUCAUCUAGUCAUUUCAUUCGAACUUCCAGACAACAUGACAUCCUACAUCCAACGCCGGGGCCGAGCACGACAGAGUAUCUCUGAAUUCGUCAUCAUGGAAGAAGAUAAUUGUGAAUCCCUAGCUUCACGUCAAUGGAAUGUGCUUGAAAAGAAAAUGCAGGAGCUAUGUUUGGACCAUCAUCGACGUCAUCAAAUAGUGAAGAUAGACGAUGGAGAAUCUGAAAACAUAGUUCUCCGGUUAUCUCUGGACACAGGGGCGCUGCUGACAGCAGAGAAUGCCAUAUCCCAUUUAUACCAUUUCUGCACAACUCUGCAAAGUGAGACACCAGGCCGAACCUCUCCUUCUUUCUCAUGUGAGAGUAACGAAAAAAAUCACUUUCGAUCUACAGUCUAUCUGCCGAGUGGUGUUGAUAGUUCGUUACGAGUAGCGAAAGGGCGCCAUUGGUGGGCCACAAAGCAGUCAGCACGACAGGAUGCGGCUUUUCAAGCCGUUCACGCUUUACACCGCCAAAGUCUCAUCAAUGACCAUUUCCUUCCUUUGUUCCAGGAUAAUUCAUGGGCUGAGAUGAGUCAACAAAAAGCUGUGGCUGCCGAACUGCCCUUAGUGGAGAACUUUAUCAGCUUCUGGAAAGACGUUCCAGGCCAUUGGACCGAACGAACAAUAUACAGAUGUCGCAUCGAGGUUUCUAAAAAUGGGGAAGUACAAUCAGAUCUUGCGAUGGCUCUUUUUACACCAGUAAAGCUACCAAUUGAUGCGAAUGUGGACUUAUACUGGGAUAACCAAACAACCUUUAGGGUAACAUUGCAGCCCUUCAACCUUGAAACAGCGCUCUCACCUUUUUUAAGGUCCAUCAUACGGGAGAUAACGACCUUAUUAUUCCAUUCGACUCGCGGAAAAUCCCCACAAGAAGAUUAUUCGGAGUUUCUUCCAUUCUUUACUCCGGACCUCCCCUUAGAAGAGCUAGAAGACUGGCUUGAUAUCAAUCGAGGAUCCCUUGCUAUUUGGAGUGAGCAAACUCGUGUGCCUCUUCUUUCCCCUGGGGGUUUCAUCCGAAGCCCUAAGCUUCAUUUCACUCCCCACAUCUUUGUGAGGUGGAUUCGAAACCCAGAUGCAAGUGGAUUUACAAUCGAAUGUCGACCGUUUGAAAAAAGGCGGAACCUCAUACAGCAAGCAACGUUGGCCGAUCAAAUCUCCACACAAACUUUCACCAAAACAGCCUGUAUAGCUGCCACUGAGUGCACCAUUGAUUUCCUGCCUUGGGAACUGGGUCGGACCAGCCUCCUGAUUCCGCCAAUCAUACAAUUACUGCAUCAGCAUCUGAUGGCGCAGUCUAUGCGCGUUGAAAUUUUUGGAGAUGUGCCUGAAAUCGGAUUGAGUUCUCUAGCGGAGGCAAUCACAUCUCCUUCUUCUCAAUGGCCAGUAAAUUACCAGCGACUAGAAUUUUUGGGUGACUCUCUGAUCAAGUUCUUGGUCUCUACGCAUGUCUUUUAUACUUAUCCUCGAUGGCAUGAAGGCUACCUAUCAAAGAUGAAGGAUUUGCUAGUCUCAAACGAGAGACUGACGCAAGCGGCCGUGAGUGCUCACUUGGAACAAUUUAUCUGCGCUGAUUUCAUCACGCGAAAACAUCCAAUCUUUUGGCAGAAUAAAGGAGACGCUGCGGACAAAGGGAUUCCGAGAAAAGUAUAUGCUGAUGUGGUAGAAGCUCUCGUAGCCGCUGCCUAUGAACACGGUGGAAAUUCGCUCUCCCGAAAGCUUGUCGGGAUUUUUCUACCGGAGAUUUCCGACUUCACGCCAAUACCCCAAGAACAACCAAAGAAAAAUUGCCAAUUCCCGGUCCAUUUGGAAAUCAAACUUGACAAACUUCUUGGCUUCAAGUUUAAGAACCGGGCUCUGAUCUGGGAGGCGCUCACACACCCAUCAUGGCAAAGAGACCAAACAACUGGGUCUUACCAACGACUUGAAUUCCUGGGAGAUGCGGUUUUGGACUUUCUCGUUGCAAGAAGACUGCACGCUCAGGUUCCAAAGCUUGCGGAAGGUCGAAUGACGGAAAUUCGAGCCGCUUUGGUAAAUGCCGACUUCUUGGCAUUCCUCUGCAUGGAUUUCGCUCCCACCGAGACAUGUUACUACGGGCAGGAGAUAACAGCAAGCAAUUUUGGGGCGACCGUUCAACCAAGAAAUACCGCAUUAUGGAUGUUCAUGCGACAUGACGCUUCAGAUGUUGUUAAGAUGCAGACAUCGUGCAGCAACAUAUAUCGCAUGCUUGGAGAUGCAGUCAAGAAACCCCUAAAAAGUGGGCGCUCAUAUCCUUGGGCCACGCUUGCCCAGCUAAGAGCAUCUAAGUUCUACUCAGACCUUAUUGAGAGCACUAUUGGGGCAAUUUUCGUUGAAAGUGGUGGCGACCUGGAUGCAUGUGAACGCUUCUUGGAACGUAUCGAGUUGAUGGCUUAUCUUGAGCGUUUCGCGGCGCAUGAUGUAGAGUUAGAACACCCAAAGAGUGCUAUGGAUCGUAUUAUGGGUACACGCAAGGCCGACUUUCGGGUGAAAGAAACCGAGAAUAGUUUGCACGAUAUCUCUGUUUGGAUGGAAGGUGAAGAAGUAGCGUCUAUCAAUCACUGUUCAUCAAGAGCUGAAGCGUUUGUGCGAGCCGCCGAAGCGACGCUCUCGUUUUUGUCACGAACUUCAAAUUAA
Penicillium samsonianum is the source of this 3708-nucleotide messenger RNA. RefSeq names its product ATP-dependent helicase dcl2. Gene Ontology annotation, biological process: siRNA processing. Gene Ontology annotation, cellular component: nucleus; cytoplasm; RISC complex. Gene Ontology annotation, molecular function: RNA binding; ribonuclease III activity; ATP binding. The record is from RefSeq and is a predicted model, not a curated record. The transcript is spliced from 6 exons. Lineage: Eukaryota; Fungi; Ascomycota; Eurotiomycetes; Eurotiales; Aspergillaceae. Bases 1 to 3708 code for a protein of 1235 amino acids.